AUGAUGAUUUCAAGUUUCUUUAAGAGGUCAACAAUUGAAGCAUUCGUGAAGACUGUGUCUGGUUUGGCUAGAAGCUUAGCUGAAAUUCUGGCACAGCCUUUGGGAAUCAAACCCAUUUAUUUCGAAGAGAACUGUCCGGCGAGAACAAGUUAUCUUCGAUUAAAUCGAUAUGCUCCAUGUCCAUUUUCUUCCCAAGUGUAUGGCCUCAUCUCUCACACUGAUACUGAUUUCCUAACCAUAGUGUACCAGGACCAAGUUGGAGGUCUCGAAAUAUAUAAAGAUGGAAGAUGGUUGGGUGUGAAACCUAAUCCUGAAGCCCUGAUUGUCAACAUUGGGGACUUCUUUGAGGCCUUGAGCAAUGGCAUUUACAAAAGCAUCAAGCACCGAGUGGUUACCAGCCCAAAAGUUGAGAGGUUUUCUGUGGCCUACUUCUACUGUCCUUCCUACGAUGUGGUCAUCAAGAGCUGCGGUAAGCCAGCACUUUAUAGGCAGUUCACGUUGAGGGAAUAUAAACAGCAAACUCAAAUUGACGUUCAGGAAAUUGGUGAGAAAGUAGGGCUCUCAAGAUUUCUCCUUUGA
This is a messenger RNA of Prunus dulcis (almond), 579 nucleotides long. Its product is annotated as gibberellin 2-beta-dioxygenase 8-like. The record is from RefSeq and is a predicted model, not a curated record. Bases 1 to 579 code for a protein of 192 amino acids. NCBI's taxonomy places the organism in Eukaryota, Viridiplantae, Streptophyta, Magnoliopsida, Rosales, Rosaceae. The transcript has 3 exons.